Molecule: messenger RNA, 1320 nt
Organism: Closterium sp. Naga37s-1
Lineage: Eukaryota; Viridiplantae; Streptophyta; Zygnematophyceae; Desmidiales; Closteriaceae
Source: the annotation of a GenBank genome assembly
AUGUCCCUCACCCGGUGUUUUCUUCACCACCCCUCCCAAUUUCCUCCUCUUCCGUCCCAAUCCAAACGUCCCUUUGCCAUUCCCCGCCCCUCUCUCGCCUUCAUCCGCCUCCCAACCAUUCCUGGUUCAUCCUUCCCCCAAACCCGCGCUACCCUCCUCCCCUUUGUUCUCCAACCACCUCCAGGCGCACUUCCACCCUUCACCAUCCCUCUCAACCCCUUUCCACCCUUUCCACCCUUUCCACCCUUCCGCACCCCUCCCCAUCCCUCCCCACCCGUCCUGAAGGUGGGCUUUUACGUGCGCAAGGCGGGGUACCUGAAGAAAAUGGCAAAUAUCUGCCUGGAGAAACACGGAGGAGAAAUUCCGGGCAGCCUGAAAGAUUUGCUUGCGCUGCCCGGCGUCGGGCCUAAGAUGGCCUACUUGGUGAUGAACGUGGCGUGGGAGCGCGUGGAGGGUAUCUGUGUGGACACCCAUGUGCACCGUAUAGCACGGCGCCUGGGAUGGACGGACGCCAAGGGCAUCUGUGUGGACACCCAUGUGCACAGGAUAGCAGGGCGCCUGGGAUGGACGGAUGCCAAGGCCAUGCAAUGCAUCCCUCCCAUCCCAUCACCCAUCCGCCCAUCACCCAUCCGCCCAGCCGCCCAUCUCGCUCAUUUGCCCAUGUCCCCCUUCUGCCCCCAUGCCUCCCCCCUCCAUCAACUACCCCAGGCCAAAACACCAGAGGACACGCGUCACAUUCUAGAGGAGCUUUUACCCAAGGACGAGUGGAUGGGCAUCAACCCGCUCCUAGUGGGCUUCGGCCAAACCACCUGCCUGCCCAUCGGCCCCCGCUGCUCCUCCUGCCUCCUCGCGUCCCUCUCGCUCUGCCCCUCUGCCUCCCUCCCCCGCCUCCCAGCCCCCCGUCCUCGUCCUCCUCCUUCCCUCCCUCUCCUUCCAAGCACAACCGCACCGGACACGUCGACACCCGUUGAUGCCCCCAACUCUGCACCUGCUGCUGAUCCACCGUGCCUUGACACGUCCACACCAGAAACUUCCGCACAGCAUGCCCCCAGCAGCACUGCACCCACUGCUGAUCCACCAUGUCUUGAUCUGCCUGAAAGCUCGCUUGUCCUUGCCGUUUCUGCCCCACCCGCGGUCCCCCCCUCUGAUUCGUGGGACCGUUUCAAGCAUGGUAAGCAUGGCGAGUGUGGUGAUGCCCCGAGCACAGAGGGUGGAGGGGGUGGAAAGAAAGAAGAGGACGGAGAAGCAGAGCCAGCAGGGGCGGAAGCAGGCCCCAGGCGCAGCCUCCGCUUUUCCAGAGGCCGGAAAGCUGUGUUGUGA